AUGGUGAUGUAUGAGACAAUUGAUUAUUGUGAAGGACCCAGGAGCAGCCUUGGGGAACAGAGAAGUUAUGCAACGGACUCCACCAAGAUAAUGACUUUAUAUCACCUGUACAAAGGUCAUAGAUGUAAGGACAUUGUUGUCAGCAGAGGGAACUGGAGCGAGACUGAUGGACAACUGGAAGUUAGCUGGGGCUCACAGGCCUUCUGCGACUAUAAUAUCAGCUGGGCCAGUAUUUCUCUCUUGAUUGCCCUCGUUCAGAGUUAUAAAUUCAUUGUCCAGCUAUGUACAGGAGGAGAGAGCACAUUCCUGAGUGCAUUUGUGGAUGUUGUCAUGAGCAUUGUGAUGUCCUUUGCCGCCCUCGCAGGAGCUCUUAUCAUCACUAUCGGCUACCAGAUCUGGUGCAACACAAUCAUGCUACGUUUCGAGGCGUGUGAGGACGCCACACAAAAUGACAUUGAUAGGAAAGACAAGAUAGACACUCAGAUGUUCUACACGCAUUUUGGAACAGCUCAGUUUGGAGCAUGGACUCUGUGGGUCUGCUGGGUAGGACUGGCAAUGUUCUCCUGGUUGAAGCUAUGGAAAUACCACCAGCAAGAAAACAUCCGCGUCUCCAUGGCCAGGGAGCGAGCCAGACUUGUCAGAGACAGACACGUUAGACUUACAGAAUAGAAGAGGUCCUCUGUUGCACAAGAAAGCCAUGUUGAGAAAUAAGUAAUAGAAGAGUCCAUGUCUUUAGAGAGCAACUUGAAUUUCCUUAUUUGUUCACAGUGAUGGAGUGAACCUCUCAAAGUGUAGCUGUCAGUAUGGUAAAGUAUUAGGUGUUCAUUCUGGUAACUGACUGAACUGUUCAGUCAAAGAAGGGUAGACAGUCAUUUCAUGGAUUUUCUGAUUCCCAACCCAACAAUGUAUCAUAGCUAGAAGUACUAUUUGAAAUAAUUACCAAAAGCUCAGACGUGUAAUAUUAUCCGGAUAUAUAUUUUUUGAAUUAACCAGGGUACUUGUUGGAAAAUAAACAUACAUUAUUUUUUACUUGUGGUGAGUAAAUGAGCAAUUUUAGUGCUUGUCAAUUAUUGCUAGUGAUGUAGUCUACCUACUUUGCUUAAUCCAAUUAGAACAGUUUUAUGCUCUUUCACAUGCCUUCAGCUUUUAAAAAAUAAUAGUCAUGAAACUAUUGUAAAAUUUUAUAUUGUAUAAUUACAGCAUGUCACUACAUAUAUUUCCAGCAUGAGACUGGCUUACAUAUCAUUACAUAGCUCUGAUGAGUGAUUUUUGAGAUUUUUUUUGACAUGUUACAAUUUAGAGUAUCAAAUUUUGUAACAAAUCUUCAUUCAUUUUACAAAUAACCAAUCAAUGUAUUAGUUAAUAAUGAAAAGUUACUCAUUAUUCUCCUGAUUAUACAAUGAUUAUGAUAUUCAGAGUGCACCCGUUUUGACUGAAUGAAGAACCAUUCUUGUAGAAUUGCUCAUGGCCUUUUAGCAGUAUUAGAAUACCACCUAUGAAAUGAGGUACUGAAAAUGUAGAAAAUGUCAGUUUUGAUUGCAUGUAUCUUGCAAAGGAUCACAGGAAGAUGGUAAACUGCCAUUUCAACUAUCCUUACCCGCCAUUUGAGUUUUCCACGAAAAAAUAACUAAAGAGCUACUUUGUAUGGUGCCCAUUGAAAAGGUCAGCUUUGAGUACUUGACACUUUUGAAGUGGUUUGUUCCGUGAUCAGAAACCCUUAGAGGAGUUCCAAAAUAUACUGUGUUUAAUCAUUUCUGGGUCUUUGGCAUUUCUCUUCAAAGUAGGAUCUGCUUAUGUCUUCAUGAGAGAAGGUGGGAAGUGUUAUAUGGGUGUUUUAUACUGUUCUAGAAUCUGCCAAACUUUUCUUCAUAUUUUAAGUCAGGUAAUAGAUAUAAUGAAAGUUAUGCAUGGAUUGCACAUGGGUUCUCUUUUUUAUAAGAUUUAUAUUUUUGUCCAUAGGGGAAAUAGUGCCAAAUUGAGCAAGUUUAAUAUUUGUAUGUCCUUGGUUUCUACCAUGUAGUCAUAUUGUUUUCAAUGUUUUGUUUUCUUUUUUAUUCUCUCAAGUUAAAUGUCCUCAUCAUGUAAUAAAAAUGUAAUAUCCAAAGGGUUAAUUAGCUCAAUGUUGUAUUAACUUGUAAAGUCCCUGCAGCAUUGAACUACUUUUCCAGAUAAGAAGGAACAAAACAGCUCCUGAUAUGGCUUUCCCAUCUUUUAUGCUUAUUUGCCAAAGGUUACAAACACUUCCAGGGUUUAUGGAAUUAAUUGACAUAUAUUAGUUUCAUAACCUAACUAUUGAUAUAAAUACUGAAGGGUUAAACCCAAAUAAUAAAUUAAGUCUAAUUUUGUUAGAAAAAACUUCCCAUAUGGAAUUAGCAAUUUAUAUAGGGUAUUAAAGCAAUGAUAUCACUCAGUUCUCAGUUCCAAGGACCUAUUUAAACUAACUUAUCAAAAUCAGUGUAGUUGUAUAGAGCUUUCCCCCUUCUUCUUCUUCUACUUCUUGUUAUGCAGUGAGGCCUAUCUUUGAGUACAUCUAAAGGACUCGGCUCCAUAAUUAGGAGAAAAAAAAAUGAAGUUUUACAGAUGUAAGACUAUCAUUAUAUUUUUGUUCCCUCUUCAUUUUAUGCGGGUAAAAAUAAUCCUUGAAAUAAUAUUGGAUUCUGCUUCAAGUUCUUUGGUACCAUUUGAAUAUGUUCUAACAGUGCUUCUAGCAGCUUUUCACAGUAUUGACAAGCCUUCUUAGUUAUUUUCUGUUUAUUUGUUCUCCCCCUGCUUUUUUUUUUUUUUUUUCUUUCUUUCUUUUCUUAAGGUAUUAGAAGUCACUUUUCCUUCCAUCUUUCUUUAAGGCAACUGGUGGAAGACUCAAGCUAAUGUUUGGUAAAUUAACUAAUGUGAGCAUGCAAUGAACCCACAUGCUAAAAUAUAGUCUUUUAAUGUCAGGCUAAUUGUAACAGCAAAAAUACGAAAGGCAAGGGUUUUGUACGCUAUCGUGUUUAUCCUUCAUCUCUCCUUUAGGGGAGUGGGGGAGUUAAAGAUUUACUUGGAAGUGAAAGUAAUAAGUUGGGACAUCAUACACUUUGUUUAAUUUACGAGUGGUUGUUUUUCCUCUUUUAUUCUAUUAACAAAGAUAAUGUAGGUAGAAUGCUAAAAUUUUGAAGACCAAAGAAUUUUUUUCUUUCUUUUUAUAGGUUUCAAAAACAUUAAUAAAGCUCAAUCUGUUAAAGGCAAAUGCUUUAUUGCUGUAUAUAGUUAUUAGUGAACUAGCAUGUAAAAAAAAUAUAUAGAGAGAGAUAUUUGGUUUCAAAUAGAUUAGGUUGUCUUCAUUGUACUACUUUUUCUUCAGUAAUAAGACUAUUUCUUCAAUAACAUAUCCAUGAAAGAGAGAUGAAUGGAGUAUAUCAUGUAAAACUUAUUUGAAAAACAUUAGAAGAGUGCUUAUAAUUAUACAGGUUUAGUUUAUUUAACAAUGCAGAUGCAUUGUUAAAUGAGGAUUCUUGUAUGCUUUCUGCUCUCCUAUUUUUCUAUAUUGCAAUUAGAAAUUUAAAAGUUCCAUCCUUAGUAUACUGCAGAAUAAAAUUCUACUAAAUGUACUAGCAUUUUUUUUUUUUUUUUACAAUUAGUGCAUAGGUAAUUUUGUAAUACAAUAGAUUGUUAAAAAAGUCCAAUCAGAUUUAGAAUAUGGAAACCCCAAAAGUUCAAAUGUUGGUAAUGAAUUUUUUUUUGUGACAAACAUUUUUCUUUUUAUCCUUGUGCAUUCAACCAUCCAUGCUCUAGGAUAAAAAAAGUGAAAACAUGACUUCAUGCUUGACUCAUUAGUGUUGGGUACCUGCACAGUCCACUGUACAUUUUUUUCUGACGGCUUCAUAAUAAAGCCAAGACUUCAUAAGUACUAAGUCCAAUCUAUGUAGCCUCACCCGUUCCUUGAAUUUUUGCAAUAGUUUUAAUUCUAAUGCCAAAAAUAUCAUUAGUGAAGUUACUAUUGUAAUAACUGACUAAGCUUUAUGGAGGCUUCCAUGUGAAAUUUCAAGUGAUAAAUUAAAAUCAGAGGUGACAGGGCAUGCAUAACACCCUCCCAGGAUCAACAGAUUAAGUAGAAUAAGAGAUUUCCAUUCCAGUUAAUUUGAAAGUAAAAUAUCAGUCCAGAAUUAAAAGUACUAAUACAAGUCUGAAAUGUGGAAACUUAAGUGACAUCACAGAUAUGAUUCUCAGUAACAGUUAUAAAAGAACUCUGUAUAUACUCAAGUCCCGAGGAUCUGGGAGGCCAACAUUUAUGAGCUCAUGGAGCUACAUCCUCAGGUUAACAGAAUAAGCUAAAUAGCUCAGAUUACCAAGGAUGUGAUCAGAUUAUAAAAUUUAUCUAAUGGAUGCAAAAGGCAUGCGCUUGAUUUGUAUCUUUCACAUUGUAUCAUAUAAUGCUACAUGUUUAAGUACAGGAAAACAGUAUUGAACAAAUGCUGCUAAUGGUAGAUUUGUUUCAUAAUUUUAUUGAGAAUUAAUAUUUAGCACUGAAUAUAUUGCAUUAAGUAUAUAUAGCUAUUGAGAACAGUUAACAAAUUUGCAAUAACAUUUAGGUGCUAAACAGAAGCUAAACAAACAGUUACUUUCAUAUCCAAUGUUAGAUUCCAAGCAGAGACUUUUUUUUUUUUUAUGUCACAAAUGUAAUUAUACUCUUUUUAUUGGGGCAAAGAAUGCACUUGACAGUAUGGGGACAAUUGGGCUAACAAAUGGUGAUGACAAUUAUUUGGUAAUUGACGGGUUUUGCACACAACCAAUCAUCCCCAACUGCUCAAAUGCUCCUCUCUUCACUAAUAAAAAUGAAGUGUAAUAUGAAUUUAGUGCCUUUCUUGGGAAAUAAAUUUUGUAUUAAAUAAACUCGAGCUCAUGUCUUAAAUUGCAACUUUCUUUGCUAUAGGAUUUGAUAAAUUUGGCAGGGAUGCACAUGUAUGAGAUUGUAUGUAUGUUUGUGUGUAAACUGCUGUAAUAUACUGGGAAUGCUUUAUAGAGUACUGGUAUCCUGGUCAGAGGUUAAUUUUUAAUGACAAUGCAUCUGAUAUAGUGGGUGGUAUCAUAUGGGACAUUGAUUAUGGAAAUAUUCACUGUAAUUUUCUAAGAAAUAAUUCAUAAUGCUCUAUGUAAGGAAGCGAGCAGGUAGCAUAGUGUACCCUUUUUUAGUAGCAGAAAAUGUUAGUUUUGUCCAUUUGAUGUCAGCAAUAAAUACAGUGCGUGUAUAAUAUUUUAUUUUCCUUCAACUGUUCCCAGAGUCGAACUAUGGAUUCAAAUUUUAUCAAAUGUAAAUAAGAAAUAUGCAGGGCAUAUAAUUAAAAAGUUUGUUCACUGCCUAAAUUCAGGUUCUAAUCAGUAAGACUUGACAUCAUUGUGUGUAGGUAAAAUGUAAUGCACACUUUUGCAUACUAUUUACGCAAAAUAAAAACAUCUAUUGGGCUUAUUGCCUUUACAUUUACACCAAGAGUUAGGGCAUUAUUUACAUACAUUCCAUCCCCUCAAAACUGAUACUUUUUCACUCCAUGAAAAAAUGAAAAUGAAAAAUCUUUGCUGGACACCCCUAUUAUGGCAUUUUCAGAGAAACCAGCACACCCAUGAGGGGAUGGUAGAGGUAGGAAAACUGAUAACUGAUUUCCAUAUGGAUUUGGUUAUUAAGCCAGUAGCUUUCUCAGCUCUGACACCACUUGAAUGUAUGAAUGAACCCCAUCUGAAACACUAAACCUUAGACAAAAAGUAAAAACAUGACUUCAUGCUUGAUCUAUUGGUAUUGGGUACAUGCAGUGCCCACUGAUCGUGCCUGCUGAUGUGGACAGGCUGGAAGAUAAAACAAUGCACUUGAUUAAAUAUCUUCCAAACAGUCAUUGUUGCCAUGUACUUGACAUAUAUAUCUUUUAAAAAAUUAUGUAUUGGCUUCUCAAUAAAUUACAAAAUGAA
Penaeus vannamei (Pacific white shrimp) is the source of this 5934-nucleotide messenger RNA. NCBI's taxonomy places the organism in Eukaryota, Metazoa, Arthropoda, Malacostraca, Decapoda, Penaeidae. The record is from RefSeq and is a predicted model, not a curated record.